This is a messenger RNA of Amoebophrya sp. A120, 6875 nucleotides long. Lineage: Eukaryota; Dinophyceae; Syndiniales; Amoebophryaceae. The record is from the annotation of a GenBank genome assembly.
GCUGCAUUCUGCUUCUCCAAACCAGAGCUGCUAGCGACAACUCCUUCCUCGCUUCUUGUGCGGGAGCUGACGACGAUGUAUUUAUUGUGUUUACUUUUCCAAAACAAAUACGAAGAAAAUCGAAAGUCGCGGUCAAUAAAUUAGAAUUCUUGGCAACAUGCAGUCGAAAGGAAAAACAUGCCCUUUAGCACCAGCCGCGCCGUCUUCAUCUGCUUCCGCAAGCAGCGGAGUAGGAGUAGCAAGUGGCGGCAAAAAGGGAUCAUUUGGAAAGCACAUGCACGAAGGCGUCGACUUCGGCGCCAUGCACUCUCAGUCGAAAGGGCAGUUUCCACCUCCUCUUGUAAACCCGAUGUCGUUCUCUUCGGUUUCCGCCGCAAGCAGUGGUGGCAAGGGCAAAGGGCUUAGAUUCGGCAGGGUAACAAUACCAGUACCUGCGCUGUCGCAGGGACAAUCACGCUCACACCGCCUACCGUUGGGUGGUACAAUCACGUUCACAUCCGCUACCGCGACCAGUAAAGGAGACAGCGAACAAAGGGCGAGGACCAUCGCGCCCGCGGUGUCGUUCAGUGCUGUCCUACCUGCUGCAGGAACGCUCACGACUCCCAACAAAACGUGCGCACUUGCCGCAGCUUCCAGCACGCCCGACGAGCUGUGUUUUUCGCUCGAUGAAGCGACUUGCCCAAUCUGCUUCGAGAUAAUUUCUGGAACCGCGUUCGAGACGGAAUGUUGCGGAAAGCUGACUUGUGAGAGUUGUGCUCAGGACUGCAGAAUAGCGACUUCCUGCUUUCAUUGCCGCCGGAACAGCAAAAUCCCCGAUGGGGAUGGUAUCCAGUUCAAGUUUCGGAAAAGCCACUUCGCAACCCGCAUGUUUCGGCAAAUGAAAGUGAACUGCAAGGAAUGCAGCAGCGAGCUGGCGCUGAAGGAUUUGGAGAGCCACAUGCACCCGAAAGGGCACUACUUUGGGUUCUUGCGCGAGAGUUCGAGGGAUGCAGCCGUCUGCCCCUACGCAAGGUGGAAAUGCCCGCAUUCAGUUGACGGCUGUGGGUUCGCCGGGGGACGUCUAAGCGAACUGAAGACGCACCUGGCGAAGGGCUGUACGAAGGUACUGACCACUGUACUUCAUGCACUACUUGUGCUCGUCCUCCAGCACCAGCACGAACAUAGAUUGUAUAUAAUUCCACGUUCUACAACAGAAGAAUAUACGCUUACCGGUAAGGUCGUACCCGACUUCUCUAUUGACAUAAGGUUAGAAACUUUAAAUUUUGAUUUUGAUUUAUCAAUGCGACAGACCACUACACGUUGUACAUUACAGGGGUUUCGCAAGCACGACGCGAAGACUCUGGAAAUUUGUGGCGGAGAAGACGGGCUGAUGCGAUCCGUGAAAACGAUCCACGGUUUCAUUGCCGGAGCGAACCCCAUAUCCUGUGCAAAAGUAUCGUACUCGUAUGAAUGCAGGCCUUGCAUUACCAAGGCAAAUCUGCAUUACAAAUUUUAUUUCUCAUGCUGAGCAUUACAAAUUUUAUUUCUCACGGAGCGGAGCUAAGCGACGGCUUAGGCAACGCGGAACACAGCGGCAACGAAAAAGAGGCACGAGAAGAACAAGGGGGCGCCAACGUAGCAAGUGCAGGAAGACAGCCAAGGACGGAGAGGCUGCUUCCACCUGAGACCCCGGCGGGACCCCCGCCGCACGCUGCGGCCCCCAAAACACCAGCGGGACCCCCGCUGUUUACCCCCCCACCAAGAAACGACCACAGCCGAGGUAAGGGUCAACACGCGGCAGGGACCGCAGACGAGCAGCCGCACGCGAGCAACACAGAAGCGGAGGCGGCGGCAAGCGAGGUGGUCGAGUGGAUCAAACUGCUGAUCGGGCUUGACGCGUCGAACUACUACAACAACAUCAGUUUGCCGAGCGCGGUCAGAGCCUACCGGCGCGGUCGACUCCACCCCGUCUACAUCAAACUGAUCCUGAUGACGACUUGGCGGAAAGAAGUAUACCUACGGAACGGCAAGGUAUACGGCCUCGUGACGCGACAUCGGGAGCUCAUCCAAGGCGCCGUAGAAACGAUGCUCGCGGGGGUCAUCCUCUACAUGAGCGGCGUUGAAAAAGUAGCAAAAUACCUCGAGAGCUGCUUCGGAGAGGACGGGCGAGUACUCGUGAAGAAGAUCGAAGGGGAGACGCACAAGCUGAGGCGAGAAAUAAAGCGCGAAUACGGGGCGCCAGACCUGGACACCACUUUCGCCGACUACAAACCGGAGGAAAUCGACGAGGUAUGGUUUGACCCGGUCACAGCGGGCGGCACCACCACGGGAUACCGCAGAACAGUGACAACGCAGAAAAGGGGCAGAAACCCGGGACAAACGGUGACGAAUUUCAUCGACGGAAAACUCCGGAAAGAACCGGGCGCGGACAACCCGAAACAAAGUUCCGCGCUUCAGUUCGUCGACGACGGAAGUCUAAGCCUGCGCUUCAGGUCUGCAGACCUGGAGCAUGUUCUGACGCUGUUGGCAAACGUGAAAGAAAGCUACGAAGCGGUCUAUCGCUCGGAAGGACAAUUUUUAGCACCGACAAAGUGCGAAUUUGUCACCAACGCGAACCCCGAACAGGCGAGAAGGAUACGAGAGAAGUUCAACCCCUUCGGGAUAGAGUUUGAAAAGAAGAAAGAAACGCGGACUCUCGGUAUCACGAUCUCACUGCGGAGCAUAGAAGACCAGAGGAGGGCAAUUCGGGCCCAGGUGCGGAAAGCAAUCGGAGCCGCGCAGCACCGUGUAGCGGUCGCGCAGAGUAUGCAGAAAACAAUGUCCGGCGAGGAGUUGAGGUUAGCUAUUCAGACCUUCUACAUGGCAGCGCUUAUCUACAGACUCCCGGUCAUGCACGUGAUCUGUACGAAAGAGGACUGGUCAGAGCUCCUAGCCGACAUGUCAAUAUGCAUCGCGACAUCGCUCGGAUUCAAGUGGGAAGAUCUGCCGAAGUUGGCGGAGCUCACGGACACAACGGAUGACACUUUCUACAGAGUAAUCUUUAGCGAGAACCUGCUAGGGCUACUCGACCCGUACACGCUCGGCAUCAAGGGACUACGGGGCUCGGCGCAGAGCGGCUACCUGACCGACCCAAACAAGAUGCUGAAAUGGGCAACGUAUCCAGUCUCGGUACAUGGAGAAGGAUUCGCAGGGAUGUCCGACGCAGACAUCGACGACCUGGAGGACAGACAGGACGCAGACGCCGCAUUAAUCGCGGCCGCCACGGACGGGGCAGCGACGAGGCUACCGCCGUCGAGCGACUUGCGAGCAGAGGGCUUCAUCCCAGACAGAAGCGACCAAGGCUCCGAGCGGUCGCAGAGAGUAGACAGCCGCGCAAGCGUCUACUUGUGGUCAACCGGUGACGGGGAAGGACUAGUCUGCACGGCGCGGAUGAAAAACUCUGCAACCGAGAUCCGCAUACCCCUCCAGUGCAGGACCAAGAGCACACACCUGAAGACCGAGGUAAGGAAGAAGGAGCAGCGAUUCCUCGCGUACGCGAACAACGUGAUCUGGGCGAUGCCGAUCCUGGCUGCAAACCUGGCGGGGCCGACACCGCGCGACACUCUCAUCAUCCACCUACAAAGCUACAGCGCCCUUCUUCAAGCGACACGCGGACCGAUGAGACAGAAACAAGGAAUCCACCUAGACUUGGUUGAAAAGAUCGAGGACUUGCAAGGACUCGGACACCGGGUCGUCAAAGGUGGAAGCAGCGAAGCGAGGACACUCGACGCGACGCGCCAAAUCUCGGAAAUCGACCUGCAGCACAUAAACUUGGCAGGACACGACAAGGCAGCGGAGUGGCUUCGCUUCGACUUUGGAGACGAAGCGCUACCGGGAAUCCCCCCCGUGGUAGAGUGGCCACCAAUGUCGAUGAGAGAGAGAGCGGAAUACCUAGCAAAAGCGUUGGAAGGUGUCGUAGUGCGGACACGAGCAGAAGAGGCACACCCCAGAGAGGAAGAGGUCGCAGGAGGCGCACAGGCAACGCAGGGACAGGAGAGCGAGGAGGUGGGAGCCCCACCGACACCGCGCCAGCUGUUCAGCACCCCACAAAACGUAAGCAGUAGGCAGGAGGCGACAGCAAGCCAAAACGGCGAACAGAGCCCAAGCGAGAGAAGGCGGCGGAGCGCAGAAGCAGGCGCACAACAGCCGCACGGAGACGGCGAGAAGAAGAGCAACAGCUCCCCGGAAGCCGACAAGGCAAGCGCGGAAGAGCCCGCCGGGGGGAAGCCAGAGGGCGACAAAGACGGAAGAAAACCGGACGAGCCCAAACAAGAAACGGGCGGAGAAGAGCAGCCACAAAGACCGGAAGGCAAAAACACGACUACCGGAAACGAGAGGGCGGAGCCAAUUCGAAGCCAACCGGAGAGCGCGGAGGUAGACGACGAAGAGGGGGCGAGAGUCAGAAACGGCAAGCGACGCGAGUCGUCGCCAAUCUGGAGACCACCGGCGAAAAAGCGGAAACCAGCCCACCUUUCGCAGUUCUUUAGCGCCGCGGACCUGCUCGGACCCCUAGGCGCGGAGGUCGCAGGCAACAUCUUCGGCAGCUCCGCCAGCUCCUCGCGUCCGGCGCAGACGCAACAGCGGAACCCCCCCCCGACAAAACCCCCCCCAGGCUGAGAACCUCGGCAAGAUCCUACCCUGCACCAGCCCCCCUCUGGCAGACGUGCGGCAGCCGACCGCUCGCAGCGUGCCUGCGGACGCCACCAAGAAGGGAAAGAGAAACGGAAGUGCCCCGCUACAGGCCUAACCCAGACCAACACGAGGAGCGGACGCUUUGAAAAAGACAGGGGCGGCUACAACUUGAAAAACUAAAAAAAACAGCAGGAAAGAACACAGGUUCUACUGAUAAGCAGGUCGAUUUUUUUUGAUAAGCUACGGAAGCUAAGUUUUCAAAAAAAAGAAGGAAAAACUUACAGCAGCCUUACAGGGAGCUAGUGAAGCCCACGCAACGGCGGGCGACAAAGCGCUGGAGUUCAACACCGGGGAACGGAAGCUGUUCCGGCGGAGGGAAAAAGAGAGAAGGAGGAAAAAAGUUGUAUUUGAAAUUUUUUUUGUUUUUGAAAAAACAAGAUGGCUCGCGACUUGUUCGUCCCCCCCAGUAAAACAAACUUGGAUCCCAAGUCCUCCUUGCACCGCAGCCGCGACGGAACGGGACGAAACAAGAGGGCCAGACGGGAAAAGAGAGAGAAAAAAACGGACAAAGAAAACAAGUCCGAGAUUCAUACUCACCCCAUGCGAGGCCACCUGUGCUAAAAUUCCAAUGGAAUUUGGCCCAACAUUGCCUGCGACCAUGGACGUGAAUAAACCCGCAAACUUUUCAUAUCCAGCAGUAAUCCGCCGAACAGUCCCAGUACCCCCGGAGUAGCCCCCCCAACUACUCAUCCGAGCCCAUGAUCCCACCUGUGCUUUGCACCAACAUUGGAUCGGCUCUACAUCCGCUUCCGGGGGGUGCAAAUUGGUAUCUGACCGACAUUGUGCCAAGAGGAGGGCCUCCCCGGGACCGCCUGGCGAAAGCCUGCCAUGGGUUUCACUGUCUACGGGUGGUGUUGCGGGUUAGCCUGGCGAAAGCCAAAAACCGGCAGAAAAUGGGGCCACGGAGGCGUUCUUGCUGGACAUUACCAACAUUUGCCCACGCAGAGCCGUCCUCUUGCCGGACACAACCAACAUCUGUCCGAAACAGCCUAGGGCCAAGACGACGCCGUGAGGACGACCACAGGGGGUCCGUCUCAAUGAUGAUGAUGAUGCUGAGGAAAUUUGCAAUGCAUUUAUACGAGUGCGAUACUUUUGCAGUUCAUACCCCAUCCCCCCGGACGCGUUGAUGAUGACGCUGUCGCAUCUGUAUCAAAUGCAAAAAUGUCUGGGUCUGGAAGAAUGCUAAUGCAACUUGUGAUGCUACUUUUGGAAUCUACAGAAAAUCUGUAUUGCUAUUGCAUGAACAGCAAAAGAGGUGUAAUUCGUGCUACGCGGAGAGGGCAUUUCUCAUGCGGUAUGAGCACGAGAAAGCCCUCGCAAAAUCUCUGAUGCUAGGGUAUGCAUCACAGACCUCAUCGGUCAUGCAAAAUCUGCAUGACAAAUUCCUGCAUUCUUCCAGACCCAGACAUUUUUGCAAUCCAUAAUCUGGGCAUCCAGCUUACCGCCACCGUGUGGGAGGCUGUCUGCAGUAUGCCGCGCAAGGCCAGAGACAGGCUAUUCGUGGAGCUCGAGCAGGGGCAGCUGACAGACGACGAGCAGGACGCGAAGUGCCUGAUCGGCAGUCCAUCGUGGUGCCGCGUGAAGAAGUGCCCAGAAUUGCUCAGUCUCCAUUUUUUAAUUGGAUUGGGCGACGUUUCCUUCCCCGUGUUGGAUUUCGAGCGAGCGGACUACCCGCUUCUCCCGACGAGAAGGCUUCCCACCGCGUUGCGCAAAGCAUACCGUAGUGCGUUGCAGCAUUUCGUGGUAGAUAAGUACAACCUGCCGCGCAACCCGGUGGAGCGGAGCGCUCCGUCCGAUGUUCGUGUGGCCGCCGUCGGAAGAGAGUGCAUCACGACUAACUUGUGUCUUACGUUUUCCAGGUCUAUUGAAAAGGGCUGCACGGAAUGGGCGACACUGCAGAAGGAGAAACAACAAGGAAGAAGUACUAGAUCAACCUCUACCACGCCCAGCCCUGGUACAAGCGCGGCACAAGCAAGAAGACCACUGGCGGCGGGAAAUCGACCUAGCUCUGACAACUCUCCUUGCUGGCGGAGUCGCAGUCCGCGUCGUAUCGCCAGCCUUGAUGAUGUGGAUAUGGACGAGUUGUAAAGUAUUGAUGAAGUAGAUCGAGAUAAGAUAUAUGAUUCUGUGGAUCAAAAUUCAUUCGCAUCGCGUUUUCCUCUUAU